UUGCAUUAAUGCUUACAACUUUUUAAAAUUACUAGUAGAAGAACAAAAACUAGCAAACCAAUUAUUAAUCAGUGAAAAAAUAGAAAUCUUAAAAGUUGAACUUAAAAAUGAAGAAACGAAAUAUUCUGAUCUGCAAACACAAUAUAACGAAAUAAAUCCUAAAUUAGUGAUAAUAAAAGACCAGUUUUUAUAGAAAAAUUAAAACAAACAUUUAAUACCAAACAAAAAUUCAAGCGAUUAUAGGAAUGCCCCUGUACAGGAUGACUCAUUCCUCCAAAGUACACAAGUUGCAUUAGAACUAAUGAAAAUUCAAAACCUACAAAAAACUAAUUAAAUAAUCUUGCAGAUGAUACCAAUGAUGAGGGGAGUCAUGAGAAUGAUUAUAUCACAGUAACAAGACGGCAAAGGAUAAAAACAAAACAAUUAUGGGAAGUGGAGAAGGUGAUGAAUUUAAAGGAAGGGAAAAAUCAAACAAAAAAAUUUGGCUCUUUGUAUCUAGAGUAUCAGACACUGUAAAUGAAGAGAAUGUUAAGAAAUACAUUCAUAAACGCACAAACGCAGAAGACAUUUAUGUGAAGAAACUAGACACAUAUUUUGUAAGACAGAAUAAUCAAGCUUUUCUAGUGGGAAUAGAUCCUUAUUUUCAGGAGCAAGUAUAUAAAUCAGAUUUUUGGCCGAAAAAUAUAAUUUAUUCCCGAUUCAACUUUAAACAAGGUCAGCGAUUUCUUAAAGAUUCACAAAACCAGAGAUCGCAUAAGAGUGAAGAAAAUUUUUCAAACCUAGCCUCUACUUCAAACCUGAUAAAAUAGGGAUCUCAAGGACUACUAUGGAAAACCAAUUUUUGAGAGAAAAUAAUUAAUUACUAUUUUGCAGUUCCCAACAGUUAAAUAUACAGCGAUAGUUUAGGAGCCCACUGCAAAAU
Molecule: messenger RNA, 922 nt
Organism: Psylliodes chrysocephalus
Lineage: Eukaryota; Metazoa; Arthropoda; Insecta; Coleoptera; Chrysomelidae
Source: the annotation of a GenBank genome assembly